This is a messenger RNA of Sardina pilchardus (European sardine), 606 nucleotides long. RefSeq names its product keratin-associated protein 4-4. The record is from RefSeq and is a predicted model, not a curated record. Bases 1 to 606 code for a protein of 201 amino acids. The transcript is spliced from 3 exons. Lineage: Eukaryota; Metazoa; Chordata; Actinopteri; Clupeiformes; Clupeidae.
AUGGCCUCCAGCUUCUUCCCUGUUCUUGAGUGUGAGUCAGAGAUGUCCGGCCUGAACUCGUACACCACCUGCUGCAACACCAUCACCUGCUGCAACACCAUCACCUACUGCAACAACACCACCUACUGCAACAACACCACCUACUGCAACACCACCUGCUGCAACACCAUCACCUGCUGCAACACCAUCACCUACUGCAACAACACCACCUACUGCAACAACACCACCUACUGCAACACCACCUGCUGCAACACCAUCACCUGCUGCAACACCAUCACCUACUGCAACAACACCACCUACUGCAACAACACCACCUGCUACACCACCUACUGCAACACCACCUGCAACAACACCACCUACUGCAACACCACCACCUGCUGCAACACCAUCACCUGCUGCAACACCAUCACCUACUGCAACACCAUCACCUACUGCAACACCAUCACCUACAGCAACACCACCACCUACUGCAACAACACCACCUACUGCAACACCAUCACCUACUGCAACACCACCUGCUGCAACACCACCUACCACAACACCAUCACCUACUGCAACACCACCUACUGCAACACCAUCAGCUACUGCAACACCAUCACCUACUGA